Molecule: messenger RNA, 3278 nt
Organism: Spinacia oleracea (spinach)
Lineage: Eukaryota; Viridiplantae; Streptophyta; Magnoliopsida; Caryophyllales; Amaranthaceae
Product: protein CHROMATIN REMODELING 35
Exons: 7
Coding region: 197-2854 (885 amino acids)
Biological process (GO): gene silencing by siRNA-directed DNA methylation
Molecular function (GO): ATP binding
Source: RefSeq, a predicted model, not a curated record
CUACUCCCCAGUCCCCACCUAGUUUUACGCUAUCAGCUUCCCAUUUCUCUCUCUUGCUUUUUUCACUGCACACGCAAAACACCUUGUCAGUUGUCACUCCCCCAACACUUUCCACCACCCCUCCUCCACCCCAUCAACCACCGCGUUUCCAUCGGCAGAGACGUUCCUCCGCCGUCGUUUCCACAAUAGGAUCAAUAUGAAACGAGGAGCUGGAGAAGUUUGUACCGAUAACUAUAUGAGCAGCAAACGGAUAAAAUUUUCCGACGGAGGAGGAGAAAGGGCAAGAAUCUUUGAUUUUUCUGAUCCAUCCGCAGUUCCAGAACUAUUAGAUAGCAUCAACUCCGGUAAAUAUGGAAGUGUUACAAAAGAUGUUGAAGCAUUGGUUGCACGAAAGAUGCAAAUUAUGAAUUGUCUAUAUACGAUAUCUCCUGAUCUCGAAUUCAAAUCACUGGAUACAAGAUAUGAUGCAAAUGGAGAAGUGUCGGGUCUAAUGAGUAACAAUGUUGUUGAUUUGGACAGUCUUGAGGCUAAAUGUAUUACUCCAAGACAUGACCCCGUGUUAAUAAUUGAGUCGGAUGAAGAGGAGGAUGUUGGUAAAAAAUGUUCCCUUCACUUCGAAGAGAUUGCCUUACCCAGGCCUCCGCCUACUAAUAUUGAACUCCAUGCGCAGACCUUGCGGGAUGACUAUCUUACGGAUGUCAAAACUGUCAAUAUUUCCAAAAGAGAGGAGAAAAAAAAGGCAGAGGAGAAAAGAAAAGUAGAGGAGAUAGUAACUGACAAGGUGAAAGACAAAGGUACUUAUGUGGGUAUUGAAGAUGAGUUGAAUGAAGAUCAUGGAUCUACUGCUGAAGAUGAAGAUCUGUCUGAUAUGUGGAAUGAAAUGAAUUUCGCUCUAGAAUCUUCAAAGGAUGUUCCAGUUGAUCAAUCAGGCGAUGAGCAAUCAGUGGAAGAGGAUGAGGGCUGUGAUCAUUCAUAUGUCCUCAAAGACGAUAUUGGUUAUGUGUGCCGUGUUUGUGGAGUCAUUAAGAGGGCAAUUGAGACUAUAUUUGAUUUCCAGUAUAUAAAGGCUGCUCGGGUGAGAAGCUACAGGUCUGAUUCUCGUUCUAACAGAGAUAAUGAUGACACAGACAUCAAUCUGGAUGGGAUUAAGCUGCCUGGACAUGAUUUGGCAGUGACUGAAAUCUCUGCUCAUCCUAGGCAUAGGAAGCAAAUGAAGCCUCACCAGUUAGAGGGAUUUAACUUCUUAUUGAGCAACUUAAUAACUGAGAAUCCUGGUGGUUGCAUCUUGGCCCAUGCUCCUGGCUCAGGAAAGACUUUUAUGAUUAUCAGUUUCAUGCAGAGUUUUCUUGCCCAGUAUCCAGAUGCUAGGCCACUGGUUGUUCUUCCAAAGGGAAUCCUUCCUACAUGGAAAAAGGAGUUUCAAAGAUGGCAAGUGGAGGACAUUCCCUUACUGGAUUUCUAUUCCAAGAAAGCUGAUAAUAGGUUUCAACAAAAGGCAGUCCUUGGACAGUGGGUAGAGAAGAGGAGCAUACUAUUUCUGGGGUACAAGCAGUUCUCUACUAUUGUCACUGGUGACAGCUCGUGCAAGGCAACUGCUUAUUGCCAGGAGGUACUGCUGAAGCGCCCUAGCAUCCUUAUCUUGGAUGAAGGUCACACUCCCCGAAAUGAGAACACUGAUGUGCUGCAUUCACUUGCCAAGGUUCAGACUCCAAGGAAGGUAGUGCUAUCUGGCACGCUUUACCAAAAUCACGUCAAAGAGGUUUUCACCAUCUUAAAUCUUGUCCGUCCAAAAUUUCUGAAGCAGGACGCUACCCGGAGUAUAAAGAAACGUAUCCUCAGUAUAGUGCAGUUUAGUGGGUUCAAGAAGCAGUUGAAAGGAGGGAAUGUUGAGAGCAACUUUUUUGACCUUGUUGAAUACACCCUUCAGCAGGAUGAAGAUUGGAAAAGAAAGGAGAAUCUUAUAAAAGAUCUUAGGGAGAUGACAAGCAAGGUAUUGCAUUACUACAGGGGAGACUUCUUGGAUGAUCUUCCAGGACUUGUAGACUUUACUGUACUUCUUGGUCUGAGCCCUCCACAGAAAGUCGAAGUUGACAGGCUGAAGAAGUGGGAGAAAACAAAAUUUAGAAAAUCCUCAUUGGGUUGUGCAGUCUACACGCACCCAAAGCUCAAACAGUUUUCAGAUAAUAAUCCUGGUUCUGAAAAACGUACGCUGCAGUAUGAUGCCAAGAUUGACGAGUUGGUAGAAAGGAUAGAUAUAAGAGAUGGUGUGAAAGCAAAAUUCUUCCUCAACAUGUUGGGAUUAUGUGAAAGUGCGGGUGAGAAGCUACUAGUGUUUAGCCAGUACUUAUUGCCUUUGAAUUUUUUGGAACGAUUAGCUGUCCAUAGGAAGGGUUGGUCUGUUGGUAGAGAGAUAUUCAUGAUAUGUGGCGAUACAUCUACUGAGCAGCGAGAAUUACAUAUGGAACAGUUCAAUAACUCCCCUGAUGCACGUGUCUUUUUUGGGUCAAUCAAAGCUUGUGGAGAAGGAAUUUCUCUUGUGGGGGCUUCUCGGAUUAUAAUCUUGGAUGUCCAUCUAAACCCAUCUGUCUCACGCCAAGCCAUAGGGCGUGCGUUUCGCCCUGGCCAGGAGAAAAAGGUUUUUGUUUAUAGACUGAUUGCUGCAGACUCCCCUGAAGAGGAAGACCAUCUCACAUGUUUCAAGAAGGAACAAAUUGCAAAAAGGUGGUUUGAAUGGAAUGAGUACCGUGGAACACAAGACUUUGGUAUAGAGCCAGUUGAUCUAAAGGAAUGUGAUGAUUUGUUCUUGGAGAGUAAGUCGCUAUCUGAGGAUAUAAAGGCUUUGCACCGAAGGUAAAUGGCUGUUGGUUGUAGAAGAAGAUGAUGGAAGAUGUUUAACCCUUUGCUUACUGCAGUCUAACCCUUUGCUUACUGCACAGUUUUAGUUUUUAGCAAUACACAAGUGUGUACACAGGGAGAAUGAGUUUUUGGAAGUAUGAUUUUGGUGGUGCUGUAUAUGUUGAUGACUGUAGUUGGAGAAAGAUUAGGUGUUAAUGUUAUUGUUACUGAAACUUGGAAGUUAUUUGCAACGCGAUCCCGCACCUGCAUUUUGGUACAUGAACUUCUGAAUGUUUAAAUUGUACGCCGUAUAUAUGAACGAGGGAUUGUAGAUUGGGUGUUAUUGUUACUUUGUUAGCACCUGCAUUUUGGUAGACACACUUCUGAAUAUUUAAUCUGUAUAUAUUUAGAUGAAUGUGUUAUGCGAGCUGCACUUUGAAGCA